This is a messenger RNA of Nannospalax galili (Upper Galilee mountains blind mole rat), 945 nucleotides long. RefSeq names its product olfactory receptor 5D14. The record is from RefSeq and is a predicted model, not a curated record. The transcript has a single exon. Gene Ontology annotation, molecular function: odorant binding; G protein-coupled receptor activity; olfactory receptor activity. Lineage: Eukaryota; Metazoa; Chordata; Mammalia; Rodentia; Spalacidae. The coding region runs from base 1 to 945 and encodes 314 amino acids. Gene Ontology annotation, biological process: G protein-coupled receptor signaling pathway; sensory perception of smell. Gene Ontology annotation, cellular component: membrane.
AUGGUGCUGACAAUAAGGAAUGGGAGUGUGGAGGUGACCUUUGUCCUCUUGGGCUUCACCGAUUACCCCGAGCUUCAGAUCCCUCUCUUCCUGGUGUUUCUGUUCAUGUACAUCAUCACUGUGGUAGGGAAUCUUGGGAUGAUAGUGCUCAUCAAGGUCAACCCCAAGUUCCACACCCCCAUGUACUUCUUCCUCAGCCAUCUUUCCUUUGUUGACUUUUGCUACUCUACCAUCAUCACACCCAAGCUGCUUGAGAACUUGGUCCUGGCUGAUAAAAGCAUCCUCUACUUCAGCUGCAUGUUGCAGUACUUCCUGUCCUGUGUGGCUGUUGUGACGGAGUCCUACCUGCUGGCAGUGAUGGCCUAUGAUCGCUUUGUGGCCAUCUGUAAUCCCCUGCUGUACACAGUGGCCAUGUCACAGAGGCUGUGCAUCCUGCUAGUGACUGGAUCGUACCUCUGGGGCAUGUUUGGACCUUUGGUUCUCCUCUGCUAUGCUCUCCAGCUAAAGUUUUCAGGAUUCAAUAUAAUCAACCACUUUUUCUGUGAAUACACUGCUGUUAUUGCUGUCUCUAGCUCUAAUAUAUUUGUACCCCACAUGCUGCUGUUUGGCUUUGCUACCUUCAAUGAGGUAAGUACACUGCUGAUCAUCCUCACUUCUUAUGUGUUCAUUUUUGUGACAGUACUAAAAAUCAAAUCCGCCAGUGGGCGUCGCAAGGCCUUCUCCACAUGUGCAUCCCACCUGACAGCCAUCACCAUCUUCCAUGGGACCAUACUUUCCCUGUACUGUGUGCCUAACUCCAAAAAUUCUCGGCAAGUGGUCAAAGUAGCCUCUGUCUUCUACACCGUUGUCAAUCCCAUGCUGAACCCUCUCAUCUACAGCCUGAGGAACAAGGAUGUGAAGGAGGCUGUCUGGAAAUUAGUGGGCACAAAAGUCUCACUUGACUGA